AUGUCUGCCCUGCAGAAAUCUGCCAGCGCUUCUCUGGUGGCGGCUCUCGCUGGCUGCCUCCUGCUUGUUGCCCUGUCGGUGCAGGAAGGGGCAGCUGCGCCUAUCAAUUCCCACUGCAGGCUCAAGGAGUCGAACUUCUUCGGGCCACAUAUCUUCAACCUCACCUUCACCCUGGCCAAAGAGGCCAUUUUGGAAGACAACAACACUGAUGUUCGCCUCAUCGAGAAUGACCUGCUCCAUGGAGUUCCUAAGAGUGAGCAGUGCUAUCUGAUGAAGCAGGUGUUGAACUUCACCCUUGAAGAAGUGCUGCUUCCCCGAAUCCAUAGCUUCCAGCCCUACAUGCAGCAGGUGGUGCCCUUCUUGGACACAGUGAGCAGAAACCUAAGCCUAUGUCACAUCCACGGGAAUGACCAGCAUAUCCAGAGGAAGGUGAACGCGCUGGAAGACACCGUCAGAGAGCUUGGUGAGAGCGGAGCGAUUAAAGCAAUCGGAGAACUAGGUCUGCUGUUCCUGAAACUGAAAGAAGCCUGCGUUUGA
Echinops telfairi (small Madagascar hedgehog) is the source of this 537-nucleotide messenger RNA. It is a transcript of the gene IL22, whose product is annotated as interleukin 22. The record is from RefSeq and is a predicted model, not a curated record. Bases 1 to 537 code for a protein of 178 amino acids. NCBI's taxonomy places the organism in Eukaryota, Metazoa, Chordata, Mammalia, Afrosoricida, Tenrecidae. The transcript is spliced from 5 exons. Gene Ontology annotation, cellular component: extracellular region.